Polyodon spathula (Mississippi paddlefish) is the source of this 8110-nucleotide messenger RNA. Its product is annotated as dedicator of cytokinesis protein 9-like. The transcript has 55 exons. NCBI's taxonomy places the organism in Eukaryota, Metazoa, Chordata, Actinopteri, Acipenseriformes, Polyodontidae. The record is from RefSeq and is a predicted model, not a curated record. Gene Ontology annotation, molecular function: guanyl-nucleotide exchange factor activity. Gene Ontology annotation, biological process: positive regulation of GTPase activity; small GTPase-mediated signal transduction. Bases 520 to 7041 code for a protein of 2173 amino acids.
GUUACUGGGAUGAGCGUCAGCAACUGCAGCUUCAGGGAUUGGCAGUGUGAUCAUGUGCAGUAGUUGAAGCAGCAGCAGCAUCAUUCACAGCAUCCUUUAAUCUGGGGCACCAGACUCACCAGAGGCACUGUGAAGCAGGCUGAGUAAACGUGCAGAAGGGUGAUUUGGCUUACAGAGAAACCUUUGUGCAGUAUUGCAUGGAAAUAGCGCAAUCCCUUUCUGCUGUAAUUUCGGCAGUUAAUGCAGCUGUUUCCUUUGCAUGGAUGCUUUUCUGAUACCUUUGCACUGCCUGGGGAUGUGCUGUGUUUCAUCUUAAAUGGGACUGCAUUGCUGAGUAGUUGAAGAAGGUUACUGCUGCUGUCCCCACCCCCCAUCUGUACUAUUACAAGUUUUGGGAGAUAAAACAGGGUAUGGAGCACAACAUAAAGAGGUUAAACGGGGGAACUUGGACAGUAGGUAGCAAGUCUGAAGGAGCAGGAGUAUGCAGCUGGUGAUGUGUGAAUUCUGCACGCUACUGGGAUGGGCUGCACGGCCAGUGUUAUUCUUUUUGAAGGCCUUCGCACAGUUAUUGAGAGGAACUGCGGCUAUAUAUGUAAGAACGAGCCAGAGCAGAAUGCCCUGGAACAAGCAGCGCAAUCACCGAGCAGAGGAGACUCCAGGAUAUGGACGAAUUCUGCCUUGGUCCUGGUUUCUGAAGCUGUGAAGAUCCUUGCAGCUGUGGCUGGAAUCUCCCCUCCCUUCUGUGGCAGCCAGGCUCACGCUGCUAGGGAUUUAUUAAAUGGUGUUCAUUGCCUGGGUUUCAAAAUGCAAGGAAGAACGAAUAAAAUUCCUAAGAAAGAACUGGUGAUUGAGUCUCCUCAGCAGUACAAAAACACAGUUACUUGUGAGGCUGAAGUCGAGACUGAAGUACAGGUGCUGGCAAAACCCAAAGUAAUCGAGCCGAUAGACUACGAGAAUGUCCUUGUUCAGAGGAAGACCCAAAUCCUCAGUGAUUCCUUGCGGGACAUGCUUCAGUUUCCCCUUGAGGAUUUCUAUAUAUCGACACUGAGACGCCAAGGCAGGACGCUCUAUUCUACGGUGCCUGAAAAUGCAGAGAAAGCAGCUCAGAGCCUCUUUGUGCAAGAGUGCAUCAAGACCUACAACUCUGACUGGCACGUUGUUAAUUAUAAGUAUGAAGAUUACUCUGGAGAUUUCCGACAGCUUCCAAAUAAGGUGACCAGACCAGAAAAACUGCCAGUCCAUGUGUUUGAGGUAGAUGAAGAUGUAGAUAAGGACGAGGAUACUGCCUCUCUAGGCUCCCAGAAGGGUGGGGUAACAAAACAUGGAUGGCUUUACAAAGGCAACAUGAACAGCGCAAUCAGUGUGACCAUGAGGUCAUUCAAAAGAAGAUACUUUCACCUAACGCAGCUUGGAGAUGGCUCCUACAACCUUAAUUUCUACAAAGAUGAAAAGCUGUCCAGAGAACCCAAAGGGUCAAUAUUCUUGGACUCGUGUAUGGGUGUUGUUCAGAGCAACAAAGUGCGUCGUUUUGCCUUUGAGCUGAAGAUGCAAGACAAAAGCAGUUAUCUGUUGGCUGCAGACAGUGAACUUGAAAUGGAGGAAUGGAUUACAACAUUAAACAAAAUCCUGCAGAACAAUUUUGAAGCUGCCAUGCUGGAGAAAAGAAAUGGAGAAGCACACGAUGAUGAUGAGCUCAGUAAAGCAGACAGUUCUUCAACUAGCUUGGACAACUUUCUUCCAGACGUGGCCAAGGGUGCCAGAGAAAUCGAAAUUAAAUCAAAAAGUGAAAGCAGACUGAAGCUUUUUACUUUAGAUCCAGAUACACAGAAACUUGACUUCUCAGGGAUUGAACCAGAUGUAAAGCUUUUCGAAGAAAAAUUUGGGAAGCGUCUUUUGGUGAAGUGCAAUGAUUUGUCAUUUAACCUCCAGAGCUGCGUGGCUGAAAAUGAAGAAGGACCUACGACAAAUGUGGAACCCUUCUUUGUCACAUUGUCGCUGUUCGACAUCCAGAAAAGCUGCAAGAUCUCAGCAGACUUUCACGUUGAUCUAAACCACCCGUCUGUGAAGCAGCUGAUAGCCAGUGCCUCCUCACAGCAGACGAAUGGCAGAGGCGAGGCCAUAAUGGGGUCCCAGAGGAUGCCUAAUGGUCUUCCAGAGAGUAUGCUGCAGGGAAUUUUCUCAGUGACUUGUCCCCAUCCCGAUAUAUUCCUUGUGGCAAGAAUAGAGAAAGUACUUCAAGGGGGAAUCACACAUUGUGCCGAACCAUACAUGAAGAGUUCGGACUCAGCAAAGGCUGCUCAAAAAGUGCUUAAAAAUGCCAAAUUAGCUUGCAGCAGACUGGGGCAAUACAAGAUGCCGUUUGCAUGGGCUGCCAGGCCGUUAUUUAAAGAUGCACAAGGAACUCUGGAUAAGUCGGCCAGAUUUUCAGCAAUUUACAGACAGGACAGCAAUAAGCUAUCGAAUGAAGACUUGCUGAAGCUUCUGGCAGAUUUUAGAAAGCCAGAAAAGAUGUCCAAACUCCCUGUUAUCUUAGGAAAUCUAGAUGUCACCAUCGACAACGUUGCCCCGGAUUUAAUAAAUUGUGUUACCUCAUCAUACAUUCCUGUCAAGCAGUUUGAGAACAACGGCAAGACAAAUAUCCUGUUUGAAGUGGAGGAGUUUAUUCCAUGCAUACCCAAAUACUCCCAGCCUUUCACCAUUUACAACAAUCACCUCUAUGUUUACCCAAAGCAUUUGAAGUACGACAGCCAGAAAUCAUUUGCAAAGGCUAGAAACAUUGCCGUUUGCUUAGAGUUCAGAGAUUCUGAUGAUGAAGAUGCGCAACCUUUGAAGUGUAUUUAUGGAAGAUGUGGACAACCAAUGUUUACGAAAAAUGCUUUUGCUGCAGUUUUACAUCACCAGCAAAACCCAGAAUUUUACGAUGAGAUUAAAAUUGAGCUACCAACUCAGCUCAAUGAAAAGCACCAUUUGUUGUUCACAUUCUAUCACGUCGCCUGUGACAGUACCAGCAAAGGAAGCACCAAAAAGAAAGAGCAGAUUGAGACACAAGUGGGAUACGCUUGGCUUCCCCUACUGAAGGAUGGCAGAGUGAUCAUGAACGAGCAGCAGAUUCCUGUAUCAGCUAAUCUGCCAGCAGGCUACCUAAACUACCAGGAGACAGGGAUGGGGAAGCAUUCUGGUCCUGAAAUCAUCAAAUGGGUUGAUGGGGGCAAGCCUUUGUUCAAGAUCGCAACACACCUUGUAUCCACAGUGUACACUCAGGACCAGCAUCUGCACAAUUUCUUCCAGCACUGUCAGAUCGCAGAGUCUGCAGCUGAAGCACCAGGAGGGGACCUGGUCAAAUAUCUUAAGAGUUUACAUGCAAUGGAGGGCCAUGUGAUGAUCAAAUUCUUGCCAACCAUACUAAACCAAUUGUUUCGAGUCCUCACUAGGGCAGCACAGGAAGAUGUGGCUGUUAACGUCACAAGAGUAAUAAUUCAUGUUGUCGCCCAGUGCCACGAAGAAGGAUUAGAGCAUUAUUUACGGUCCUAUGUGAAGUAUGUUUUUAAGACGGAGCCCUACAGUGCUUCCACUUCUAAGACAGUGCAUGAGGAACUGACCAAGGCAAUGACUAUGAUCCUGAAGCCUUCUGCUGAUUUCCUCACAAGUAACAAACUGCUCAAGUAUUCGUGGUUUUUCUUUGAAGCCCUUGUAAAAUCUAUGGCCCAGUAUCUUAUAGAGAGCUGCAAGGUGAAGUUGUCAAGGAACCAGCGAUUUUCUGCUUCUUUCCACCAUACCGUGGAGACCCUGGUUAAUAUGCUGAUGCCUCACAUCUCACACAAGUACAAGGACAAUCUGGAGGCAGCAAGGAAUGCAAACCAUAGUCUUGCUGUUUUUGUUAAGCGCUGUUUUACAUUUAUGGACAGAGGAUUUGUCUUCAAGCAGAUCAACAACUACAUAAGUUGUUUUAGCCCUGGAGAACCAAAGACGCUCUUUGAAUUCAAGUUUGAGUUUCUGCGUGUGGUGUGCAACCAUGAGCACUACAUUCCUUUGAACCUGCCAAUGCCAUUUGGGAAGGGAAGGAUUCAGAGAUUUCAAGACCUCCAGCUCGACUACUCCCUAACAGAUGACUUCUGUAGAAACCAUUUCUUGGUGGGCCUGCUCCUAAGGGAGGUGGGGAGCGCUCUUCAAGAGUUCAGAGAGGUCCGGCAGAUCUCAAUCAGCGUGCUCAAGAGCCUAAUGGUGAAGCACUCAUUCGAUGACAGAUAUGCUUCAAAGAGCCAACAGGCUAGAACAGCCACACUGUAUUUGCCACUGUUCGGCUUGCUGCUGGAGAAUGUGCACAGACUCAAUGUGAAGGAUGUCUCGCCUUUCCCAGUGAACCAUUCAAACAAUAACGCAAGAGAUGACUCUCUUCUGGGGAACCCCACGAUGACACCUCAAAAGCCAGGCAACGGCAUUGACAGCAGCCUGCACAAGGAUGUGUUUGGUGCCAUCUCAGGCACAGCUUCUCCUCACACCUCAUCUACUCCGAACAUCAAUUCAGUGCGGUACGCUGACUCCCGGGGCUCUCUAAUUAGUACAGACUCUGGCAAUAGCCUACCUGACAAGAACUGCGACAAGACCAACUCCCUGGAUAAGAACCAGCAGGGUGCCGCUCUAGGAGGCUCUGUUGUUCGCUGUGACAAACUGGAUCAGUCAGAGAUCAAAAGCCUGCUAAUGUGUUUUCUUCAUGUGCUAAAGAGCAUGUCGGAAGAUGCUCUCUUUACGUAUUGGAACAAGGCAUCGCCAGCAGAGCUUAUGGAUUUUUUCACAUUAACAGAAGUGUGUCUUCAUCAAUUUAGAUACAUGGGGAAAAGAUACAUUGCAAGGAACCAGGAGGGGGUGGGACCCAUAGCACAUGAUCGGAAAUCUCAGACUUUGCCUGUGUCCCGUAACAGAGCAGGAAUGAUGCAUGCCAGAUUACAGCAGCUCAACAGCCUGGAUAACUCUUUCACUUUUAACAACAGCUACAGCCAUUCGGAUGCAGAUGUCCUUCACCAGUCUUUGCUGGAAGCUAAUAUUGCCACAGAAGUGUGCUUCACUGUACUGGAUACAUUGAGUAUAUUCACUGUGGUAUUCAAGCCUCAGUUGUGUGCUGACCAUGGUCAUAACCCACUUAUGAAGAAGGUUUUUGACGUCCACUUGUGCUUCCUUCGAAUCAAUCAGUCAGAGAUGGCACUUAAGCAGGUCUUUAUUUCAUUGCGGACAUUUAUUUACAAGUUUCCGAGCACAUUCUUUGAAGGCCGGGCAGACAUGUGCGCUGCCUUUUGCUAUGAGGUCCUCAAGUGCUGUAACUCCAAGCUGAGCUCAAUCCGAAGUGACGCUGCACACCUCCUCUACUUCCUCAUGAAAAGCAACUUUGACUACACAGGAAGGAAGUCUUUUGUCCGAACGCACCUCCAGGUGGUUAUUGCGGUGAGCCAGUUGAUUGCUGAUGUGAUUGGUAUUGGAGGAACCAGGUUCCAGCACUCUCUGUCCAUCAUUAACAACUGUGCCAAUAAUGACAAAACCAUUAAGAACACAGCCUUCCCUUCUGACGUGAAAGACUUGACAAAGCGAAUCCGGACAGUGCUGAUGGCAACGGCCCAAAUGAAAGAACAUGAGAACGACCCAGAGAUGCUGGUGGAUCUGCAGUACAGUCUGGCAAAGUCAUAUGCCAGCACCCCUGAGCUGAGGAAGACCUGGCUGGACAGCAUGGCACGAAUUCAUGUCAACAACGGAGACCUGUCCGAGGCAGCUAUGUGUUAUGUACAUGUGGCGGCACUUGUAGCUGAGUACCUUAGAAGAAAAGGCAUGUUUAAACAGGGCUGCUCAGCCUUUCGAGUGAUCACCCCCAACAUUGAUGAAGAAGUAUCUAUGAUGGAGGAUGUCGGCAUGCAGGAUGUUCAUUUCAAUGAGGAUGUGCUGAUGGAGUUGCUGGAACAGUGUGCAGAUGGGCUGUGGAAAGCUGAGCGCUAUGAACUAAUAGCUGAUAUUUACAAGCUCAUCAUCCCCAUCUAUGAGAAACGCAGAGAUUUUGAGAAACUUGCCCACUUGUAUGACACGCUGCACCGUGCUUACAGUAAAGUGACAGAGGUUACCCACACAGGGAAAAAGUGCUUACAGGAACGGCAGCAAGGAAGUUUGGACAUCUUUUUUUAUAAAGAACCCAAAUUCACACCCCUGUCUGAGAUCUCCCAAAGACUGCUUAAACUCUACUCAGACAAGUUUGGCCAAGAGAAUGUCAAAAUAAUUCAAGAUUCUGGGAAGGUUAACCCAAAGGACUUGGAUUCAAAAUUUGCAUACAUUCAAGUCACCCACGUGACUCCUUUCCUUGAAGAGAAAGAGCUGGUUGACAGAAAAACGGAUUUCGAGAAGAGCCACAACAUCCAGCGUUUUGUGUUUGAGAUGCCCUUCACAGGAUCGGGGAAGAAACGAGGAGGCGUGGAAGAGCAGUGCAAAAGGAGGACCAUCCUAACGACUACGCAUUGUUUUCCAUAUGUAAAGAAGAGGAUAGCUGUCAUGUACCAGCACCACACAGAUCUGAACCCCAUUGAGGUGGCUAUUGAUGAAAUGAGUAAGAAGGUGGCAGAGCUGAGGCAGCUGUGUUCCUCCCCUGAUGUUGACAUGAUCAAACUACAGCUGAAGCUCCAGGGUAGUGUGAGUGUGCAGGUAAAUGUCGGCCCAUUAGCAUAUGCAAGAGCUUUCCUAGAUGACACCAGUACAAAGAGAUUCCCUGAUAAUAAAGUGAAGCAGCUAAAGGAGGUAUUUAGACAAUUUGUGGAGGCCAGUGGUCAUGGUUUAGGGAUAAAUGAAAGACUAAUUAAAGAAGAUCAGUUGGAAUAUCAGGAAGAAAUGAAGGCCAACUACAGAGACAUGGCAAGAGAGCUUUCUGAAAUUAUGCACGAGCAGAUUUCUCCCGUUGAAGAUGGGAUGAAGAGCAGCGUGAUGCCGAACUCACUUCAUAUCUUCAACGCCAUCAGUGGAACUCCAAGCAGCACCACUGUUCAUGGGGUCCCCAGCACCUCUUCAGUCGUGUGACAGCAACAUGCAGCUUGGAAAGCAGAGACACACAUUUUUAUUUAAGAACUCCUUUUUUCUUUGUUAAGUUAUUGCUUGCAACACUCAGGAUUUCUCCAAAGCUGAAUAUUGGGCAUGUGCAAGCAGGUAAGUGUGGUGAAACCAAAAAGGUAUUUGGAGUCCAACUUCCUGUGUACCACGACUUACUUAGGAAUAGAGUGUAUGUCUUGUAAAGAGGACCUAAUGGAUAUUUUUAUGCCAGUUUACACAAAUCUGUAUUAUUCUGUACAUAAGUGUUAACAUCAGGUUAAUCAAGUAGGUUUUCUGGACAAGAAGGAGGGUGUAAAAAAGGGUAUUUUGAAAGCAUAUUUGAAACAUACUUCUUAUUUGAAAGCUAUUCUGUACAUUUUACAUAUUAAACAGUAACUGUAUUGUGUUCUUGUGUAGUGUUUCCUGUGGAGACUUCAGAAUGUGGAUUUUAAGCAACAAGAACACUUUAUGCAUGUAAUUAGUCACCUUGUUCUAGCAUAUUGGGAAAUUAUUUUGUUGUAGCAUAUUGGGAAAUUAUUUUGUAUUAAUGGGCCUAAAAAUCUUGUCCAUACUUUUUGUAUGUAUCCAAGUGUAUUAAACAUGUCUGCUCUAGAAUUGGAUGGUCAGCUUUGGAGGAUGUGUUAAUGAACAUUUGUUGCACAAUGUGUGUUGGUCCUUAUGUAAUGUUCAUUGGUAUAUUCCAAACAUAACGUAUAUGAAGAUGUAUAUUUCUACACAUAAAGUUGUCCUAUUUUAAAGUAUCUUCCCAUACAAGCUUUAGCCUUCUGCUUUAAACACAAAUUGUCUUAAGACAAAUGCAUAAUAUGCUAGAUCAAAUGCUGUGUGUAUUCUUGUAUAUAAACUAGUGCAAUAUUUGUCUUUCAGCAAGGUGUCUGCAAUAUUUGGUUCAUACACUGUAAUGAUAACGUUCAUCCUUUUGCCAAAGUGAUGGAGUAUGUGACCAGUGACAAUGCAUACUGUGGAAAUGGUUGUUGUAAUUUAAAGCUUUUACCAUUUGAACGAUCUUUUAAAACCAUUAAUUAAAUAAUUUUAUAUUUGG